Molecule: messenger RNA, 1808 nt
Organism: Camellia sinensis
Lineage: Eukaryota; Viridiplantae; Streptophyta; Magnoliopsida; Ericales; Theaceae
Product: COBRA-like protein 4
Biological process (GO): cellulose microfibril organization; plant-type cell wall cellulose biosynthetic process
Cellular component (GO): plasma membrane
Source: RefSeq, a predicted model, not a curated record
AAAUAUCACAAAGCUUAACAACCAUUAGGUGUGCCAUCUCCAUUCACUCAUUCUCACUUGAACCUCCACUUAACCUUUUUAUUGCAAACAAAAUUCACCUAAUUGUCACUGCCUCAUUCACAUCCUCAUCAAGAAACUUAGCAAUCCCUGUGAAUUUCUUAGGCUAUGGCAUUCGAUUCAUCGGCUGACCCUGUUCGGGAAAUUUCCCUCAAACAAAAGUUUGAUUGCCACUCAUUUGCAGGACUCAAGUUCAUCUUAGGCACCCUUAUCAUACUCAUCAUCAUUUCUCAUGGAGAGGCAUACGAUCCGUUGGAUCCAUUCGGAAACAUAACAAUCAAAUGGGAUGUAGUGUCCUGGACAGCAGAUGGUUAUGUGGCUGCAGUGACAAUGAACAACUUCCAAAUGUAUCGGCAUAUCAUGAGCCCCGGGUGGACCUUGACAUGGUCAUGGGCAAAGAAGGAUGUGAUUUGGUCUAUGGUUGGAGCACAAGCCACUGAGCAAGGAGAUUGUUCCAAGUUCAAAGGAAACGUACCUCACUGCUGCAAGAAAACCCCCACCAUUGUCGACUUGCUUCCCGGAGUUCCUUACAACCAACAGUUCUCAAACUGUUGCAAAGGCGGUGUUGUGGCAGCAUGGGGCCAAGAUCCAGCAGCUGCAGUCUCUGCCUUCCAGGUCAGCGUUGGACAGGCUGGGACUUCCAAUAAAACAGUGAAACUUCCCAAGAACUUCACUCUCCUGGGUCCGGGACCAGGGUACACGUGCGGCCCUGCAAAGAUUGUGCCAUCCACAGUCUUCCUCACUCCAGAUCGCAGGCGAAAAACUCAAGCAUUGAUGACAUGGAAUGUGACGUGUACUUAUUCGCAAUUUCUGGCUUCCAAAAACCCGAGCUGUUGUGUAUCUUUCUCAUCUUUCUACAACAAGACAAUCACACCUUGUCCGACAUGUUCUUGCGGUUGCCAAAGCAAAAAAAACUGCAUCAUGAGCAACUCGAAGAGACUGAACAUGGCAGGAAUCAAUACUCCGAGAAAGGAUAGUACACCGCUGCUACAGUGCACUCAUCAUAUGUGUCCGAUAAGGGUGCACUGGCACGUGAAGCUUAACUACAAGGAUUAUUGGAGAGUGAAGAUAGCGAUCACUAAUUUUAAUUACAAACUGAACUACACGCAGUGGACUCUUGUGGCGCAGCAUCCCAAUCUCAACAACGUGACUCAAGUUUUCAGCUUUGACUACAAGCCUCUUGUCCCCUACCAAUCCAUAAAUGACACUGGCAUGUUCUACGGCAUGAAAUUCUACAAUGACCUGCUAAUGGAAGCUGGACCGUUGGGAAAUGUCCAAUCCGAGGUACUUCUUCAAAAGAACCAGGAAACAUUUACGUUCAAGCAAGGAUGGGCAUUCCCUCGGAAGGUUUACUUUAAUGGGGAUGAAUGCAAGCUUCCACCUCCCGACGCCUAUCCAGUUUUACCAAACUCUGCCAAAGGAAAUCAUAUUGCAUUUUUGACACUGGCAGCUUCGGUGCUGUUGACGUUGCUGUUCAUCUGUUGAUCAUGAACACGGGUUUUUUAGGUUAUGCCAGGAAGAGAAAUUGAGCAAAGCGGUUUUGAAGGAAUGAUCAUCUUUCUCAAGGGAUAGGAGCGAUGGCCAGAUGCAGGAAAAAAGAAGAAGAAAGAAGAUGUUCUAUAUGAAGACAAAUAAAGGUCAAGUUUGUGAACAAUUAAAGAGAAUAUAAAUUCCAUACUAAUUUGUAUUGUAUCAUUACCUAUAAGGUUUGUCUGUAGUACAAAAAUAUAUAUCCCAGUAUAUUCAUCGCA